UCCCUCUCCUCAGACGGGCGGCUGCCGAAUGGGAUGAGGUAGCUCGGGCUUGCUGCUGAUCGGAGGGAUGGGGGAAUGUUUUGGUUGCUCUUAAACACCGGAUGUACUGGGUCAAUGAACUGUUACUCCAAGAAGCAGAGCUGAGAGGACAAGCUGAGAAAACAUCAUUGCAAUGGCAAGCAGCAAUGCAGCUCCUUCCCCAAAAUCUCUAAUCUAAGGAAACAUGCACUUACUCAACUGCAACAAAGCAAUCUUGGUGGUUUUUUAAAUCCGUGAUAGUGACGUGGUCCAGCUUUCUCAGUGCCUGCUAAAAAAGACUUCUUUUAUACCUUUAAGAGAGACCAUAAGUCUGUCUUCCUCAGCAGGAUUUAAGAUCUUUCUGGACACUUCAGCCCUGCCCAUACACACACGACAAGAUGAUUGACCUAAGCUUCCUAACAGAGGAGGAACAAGAGGCAAUAAUGAAGGUGCUGCAACGGGACGCAGAGCUUAAAAAAGCUGAAGAAGAGAGAGUCAGGCACUUACCAGAAAAAGUCAAAGAUGAUGUUCAGCUGAAGAAUAUGAGUGGGCAAUGGUUUUAUGAAGCAAAGUCAAAAAGGCAUAGAGAUAAGAUCCACGGAGCAGAUAUUAUUAGAACUUCCAUGAGAAGGAAGCCUGCUACUCUUGCUGAAGUGAGUCAGAGCAAAUCAAACAAAGCAAAGGACAGCUGGGUGAGCAAUGUUAACAAAGAAGUCUUUGCACCGCCAGAACUACAUGGCAUUGUGGAACGUCAAGAAGAAGAAGAAGAACUGAAAUCUAGUUCAAGUUCUAACCCAGUGACCUCUUUGUUAGAAAAUCCAGAUAGAAGAUCUGUGAAGGCAGCAGCAUCAACAAUAAAACAAAGGAGAAAUCCAUUUAAUUCCACAUUAUCAAGUGAUAACUUGAACAGCGGAGAAUCAGAAAGCAGACAAGCCAUUCUACCUCAGCUAUCAAAUAAGGAUAUUGAAGAAAUUUUGUUACCUUCAGAGGAGAGCCAGUCGAAAGCAAACUUACUAAAUGAUGGAAUGGCGACAUCUAAGAAACCUUCUGAAGAACCUGCUGAGGAAUCACAGAAAGGACCAGUUGAGCAUCCCGUCCCCAAAGCUAGAAAAUUAGUUCACAAAGUAACCAAUCCUGUGCCACAGGGAGAAGACUUUUUUCCCAAACCAGCAAAACGGACCCAGGGGGUUAACGGCACUGGUGCACUGCCCAGGGGCAUUCUGAAGCGCAGUUCAAGUUCCAGUUCCACUGACUCAGAAGCUCGGGCUAAUCACAUGUUCGAUGUUCAGAGUAAGAACAGUAUUCCUACCAUAUCUAUUUUAGAAGGGGAAGCUGACAGGAAUUCUCUUGUGGAAGAAGCAGAAGAUUCCAUGCAAAUUUCACUGGAAAAAUUAAAACAAGUGAGGUUCUCUUCUAGCAUAGGAAAAGAAGAACCUUUGCAAAGCCCACGGCUACAUCAUGGAAGAGAAACACGAGAGUCUGAUUUGUUAAAAUCCGGUGAAGUGAAGACUAGUGAAAAUGAUGCUAAUAGAUCAGAUUCUUGUAAGAAUAAACAAACUUACACUGGAAAGCCUCUGGAAACCUAUUCAUCAUCUCUCCAAGUGAGAACAAUAGAUAGUUUACAAGAAGAUACGUCGGCAUCCAGUCCUAAUGGCACUAAUGAGUCAGUCUCCCUUGUUAAUCAAACACUGCAGACAAAGACCAUUACUCCUAAGAAACUUGAAACUCCAGAGAAGGCCUCCACCAAUAUUCUGCCAAAGAACAAAAAUGAACAGAAUGUUGACCAAACAUGUGAAAAUAACUCCAAGUCUUUGAGCCAUGAAUCAAAGUCUCUCAAAAACUUUACUGAUGAACAUCUGCUUUCUGCUGAGACAAAAACACAAGAACUGUCAGAUAUAAAUUCUGCAGGUCUUCAACAAGGUUCAGAAGAAGAGUUAAAUCCUGUUUUGAUGGCUUUGAAAAGGAGUGCAGAUAGGAAAAUGCCUUCCAAAAGUCUAGAGGACAUUCCAUCAGCUACCUCAAAUAAAGGAAAAAUAAAUAUUCCAAAGGAAGAAUUAGCUCUUAGUGCUGAAGAUGGUCUGAAACCUGAUCAGCAUCAAGUGAGGAAUGAAAAUGGAGCCGGAAUCUCCACAGUGCCUUCACAGCCUGAUAAGCCGUUUUCCAACCCUGAAAAUGUCAAAGGACUGAGCAAGUCAGUACCAUCAUUCCUACAGGAGGAGAGUGAUGAAAGAGAGACAGAUACAGCAUCAGAAAGCAGUUAUUCCUUUGGCAGAAUCAAGAAGAGUCCCAGCUCUCUAACCAAUCUUAGCGGUUCUUCUGGCAUGGCCUCCUUAUCCUCUGUGAGUGGAAGCUUAAUGAGUGUCUAUAGUGGAGACUUCGGCAGUGUCGAUGUGAAGGGGAACAUUCAGUUUGCUAUUGAUUACGUAGAACAACUGAACGAACUCCACAUUUUCAUUUGCCAAUGUAAAGACCUGGCAGUUGCAGAUGUCAAGAGACAGCGGUCAGACCCGUAUGUGAAGACCUACUUGCUUCCAGAGAAAUAUAAGCUGGGCAAACGGAAGACCUCAGUGAAAAAGAAAACUUUUAAUCCAGUCUUCAAUGAAAUACUGCGGUACAAAAUUGAGAAAGAUCUCCUAAAGAACCAAAGCCUUAAUAUCUCUGUCUGGCACAAUGAUACCUUUGGGAGGAAUAGCUUCCUUGGUGAAGUGGAGCUGGAUUUAGGAACUUGGGACUGGAAUGAUAAAUCCAACAAGCAGAUCAACUGGUUUCCACUCAAGCCUAGGACUUCAGCGAUGGCUUUUGAACUAGAAAACAGAGGGGAGAUGAAACUAGCCCUCCAGUAUGUUCCACAACCUGUUGGAGGAAAGAAGAUUCCGUCCACUGGUGAGGUCCACAUCUGGGUGAAGGAAUGCCGUGAUCUUCCUCUUCUGAGGGGCAACAGACUCAACUCUUUUAUUAAGUGUACAAUUCUUCCAGAUACCAGCAGAAAAAGUCGCCAGAAAACAAGAACGGUGUCAAAAACUACAAACCCAGUAUUCAACCAUACCAUGGUCUAUGAUGGCUUUAGACCAGAAGAUUUGAAAGAAGCCUGCGUAGAACUCACAGUCUGGGAUCACAACAAACUUGUCAACCAUUUUCUGGGAGGUCUCAGGAUAGGCCUUGGAACAGGCAAAAGUUAUGGAACUACAGUGGACUGGAUGGAUUCUACUUCAGACGAAUCUGCCCUGUGGGAGAAGAUGAUAAAGUCGCCCAACACAUGGGUGGAAGAUACACUACCUCUCAGGAUGCUUAUGGUUGCAAAACUGACAAAAUAAGGGCUUUCUGAUUGCUAGCAGCAAAAAGAAUUCUUGGGAAUGGAAUCAAAAGGUGUGGUGGUGAAGCUUGGAAGAGGAGCACAGUAGCUCCUUUUAUAGUCUGUGUUCUGUGGCUGUUCUGUUUCUCUGCUAUCAAGUGUCACUUCAUAUUUCAAGUUACACUUCUGCCUGCAGAUCUAUGCAAAUUUAAAGGGCUAGUUCUUCUUCACUGAAAAUAUACUCAAGUAAGAAUGCACCUAGCAAUUGAGAGGUAGAGGAGUCUGUGAUACCUGAAUGCUUGUGUUGCCUAAUUUAAGUGUUGCUUAUUCCUUAAAUCUAAAUUGCUGGCCAAAAAAACAAAAGGAAAAGCAAGUAAACUUGGCACUUCCUGGAUUGUUUGUGAAGUGUUUUAACUCAUUAGCAACAGGUGGCAUUUUGUUCAUGCUUCUCAGCAUCCCUCUACAGCUGAAUCCUCAUUAUGCUACAUUGGAUCUCUCCAGCAAGGACUGUGCAGAAUGCUUUUUUUUAAAUAAGUCCCUUUACCUGUGGUUGUACUUUUAUAUGGUAUAAAGUUGCUUCUAUAACGGAAGAAGCACUACAUGAAGUGGACCUGUUGACAUCUUAUUCUGCAAGGUGCAGAGGACUCUUAAUUCCAGUUUACUAGGAAAAACUAAGUUUAUAAAGUUUGCUUAUACAUUUGUUCAUCACCUUGCUAAUAAAUCAACAUUACUUUUAAAUAUU
Messenger RNA from Lagopus leucura (white-tailed ptarmigan), 4052 nucleotides. It is a transcript of the gene SYTL2, whose product is annotated as synaptotagmin like 2. The transcript is spliced from 20 exons. Gene Ontology annotation, molecular function: neurexin family protein binding; small GTPase binding. Gene Ontology annotation, cellular component: exocytic vesicle; plasma membrane. The coding region runs from base 417 to 3332 and encodes 971 amino acids. Gene Ontology annotation, biological process: intracellular protein transport; exocytosis. The record is from RefSeq and is a predicted model, not a curated record. Lineage: Eukaryota; Metazoa; Chordata; Aves; Galliformes; Phasianidae.